Tripterygium wilfordii is the source of this 1733-nucleotide messenger RNA. RefSeq names its product calcium-dependent protein kinase 24-like. The transcript has 8 exons. The record is from RefSeq and is a predicted model, not a curated record. Gene Ontology annotation, biological process: intracellular signal transduction; protein autophosphorylation; peptidyl-serine phosphorylation. NCBI's taxonomy places the organism in Eukaryota, Viridiplantae, Streptophyta, Magnoliopsida, Celastrales, Celastraceae. The coding region runs from base 123 to 1733 and encodes 536 amino acids. Gene Ontology annotation, molecular function: calcium/calmodulin-dependent protein kinase activity; calcium-dependent protein serine/threonine kinase activity; calcium ion binding. Gene Ontology annotation, cellular component: cytoplasm; nucleus.
CUACAUUUAGUUUAGGUCUAUGAACAUCCGUUCAUGGCCUAAACCAAACCAAUUUUAAGGAACAAAAAGAAAAACAAAAUUUGAUAAAUAAUAAAAAAGAAGAUUGUAAUACUCAAUCUUCCAUGGGAGGCUGCAUAUCUGUAGUACCUGCAAAAGCAGGUCGAAUCAUACCCCGGAAACCACAUGCCAUGACAACCACUACUGCGGCCAUGCAUGAGUACGACAUAGACGGCGGCAGCAGGUCAAUAACGUUCCGGGCCAAGUUGGUCCUGAGAGAUUCGACUGGGGAUGACAUUUUUGACAAGUACAGAUUCGGAAAGGAAUUGGGGAGAGGGGAGUUUGGGAUCACGCACGAAUGUGUGGAGUUGGAGACGGGGGAUAAUUACGCAUGCAAGACAAUAUCGAAGGAGAAGCUGAGGACGGAGAUCGAUGUGGAGGAUGUGAGGAGGGAGGUGGAGAUUAUGAGGCAUUUGCCUAAGCACCCUAACAUUGUGACUCUCAAGGAGGUUUAUGAGGACAAAGAGGCUGUGUAUUUGGUAAUGGAAUUGUGCAAAGGAGGCGAGCUUUUCGACAGGAUCGUCGCUAAAGGCCAUUACACGGAGCGAGCAGCCGCUAUGGUUACCAAGACCAUUGUUGAGAUUUUGCAGGUGUGUCAUGAACAUGGAGUAAUGCAUCGGGACCUAAAACCCGAAAAUUUCUUGUUUGCUGAUGAAAGUGAGAUUUCCCCAUUAAAGGCAAUAGAUUUUGGGCUCUCCAUUUUCUUUGAACCUGGUCAGCAUUUUGGAGAAAUCGUUGGAAGUCCAUAUUAUAUGGCUCCCGAAGUCCUAAGGCGUAAUUAUGGAGAAGAAAUCGAUGUUUGGAGUGCAGGUGUCAUUCUGUAUAUCUUACUUUGUGGAGUUCCUCCCUUUUGGGCAGAAACUGAAGAAGGAAUCGCACAUGCUAUUGUCAAUGGUCAUAUAGAAUUCGAAAGAGAUCCCUGGCCAAAGGUUUCUAAAGAAGCAAAAGAUCUAGUGAGGAAUAUGCUUGAUGAAAACCCUUACAACCGGAUGACAGUUCAAGAAGUCCUUGAACAUCCUUGGAUACAAAAUGCAAGUAAGGCUCCAAAUGUUUCUCUGGGAGAAAAUGUAAGGACAAGGAUCAAACAAUUUUCGCUGAUGAAUAAAUUCAAGAAGAAAGUUAUAAGUCUUGUAGCAGACAACUUGCCAAAUGAACAAAUUACAGGAAUUAAACAGAUGUUCAACAUGAUGGACAUCGAUAAAAAUGGAGAUUUGACGUUCGAAGAGCUCAAAGACGGCCUUCAGAGGAUUGGAGAGCAUGUAGCUGAUCAUGACGUGAGGUUGUUGAUGGAUGCGGCGGAUCUUGAUGGGAAUGGAAAACUGAACUGCGAUGAAUUUGUAACAUUGUCAGUCCACCUGAAAAGAUAUGGAAGUGAUGAACAUCUCUCUCAGGCUUUUAGUCACUUUGACAAGAACGAAAACGGAUUCAUCGAGCUCGAGGAAUUGAGAGAAGCCUUGUUAGAUGACGAUCUUGGUCCCAACAAUGAGCAAGUAAUACAUGAGAUCAUAAUUGAUGCUGAUUUAGACAAGGAUGGUCGGAUCAGCUACGAUGAAUUCAGGGCAAUGAUGAAAACAGGGAUGGAUUGGAAAAUGGCAUCUAGGCAAUAUUCAAGAGCAAUGCUUAAUGCACUCAGCAUGAAAUUGUUCAAAGACAAAUCUUCCCCACAUUCAAAAUAA